AUGUAUACAGUGGAAUGGCAGAAACGCGGUUUGCCUCAUGACCACAUUCUGCUGUGGCUCAACGAUAAGGUUGACGCAAACAAAAUAGACGAUUUUAUUUCUGCUGAAAUUCCGGAUCCUGCGCUGGAUCCUUUACUCCACGAAAUCAUUAAAAACAAUAUUAUACACGGCCCUUGUGGCGCGAAUUACGAAAAAGGGCCAUGUUGGUCAAGCGGCCCCACUUGCGCAAAGGGUUACCCCCGUAAGUUUAUCUCAGAAACGCAAACUACAACAGAUGGUUACCCACUGUACAGACGUAGAAGUCCCACUGAGGGCGGCAGAACUGUGACAGUUAAGGGGCACACUCUGGACAAUCGUUUGGUGGUGCCUUAUUGUCCGUUGCUGUCCAAGACUUUUGGAGCCCAUAUAAACGUUGAAUACUGCCACUCGGUUAAGUCAAUAAAGUACAUCUGCAAGUAUGUUAAUAAAAGCAGCGAUGCUGCCUUUUUCGAUAUUCGGCUGAAUACGUGGCUGGACGUUACCUCAGCACAUACCAAAGGGCUCCAGCCAUUGUGCAGCUUGCUGUUCACUUAG
Messenger RNA from Acanthosepion pharaonis, 573 nucleotides. NCBI's taxonomy places the organism in Eukaryota, Metazoa, Mollusca, Cephalopoda, Sepiida, Sepiidae. The record is from the annotation of a GenBank genome assembly.